CACAAAUCAAUUUGACUUCCUUAUCUUAUUCUCUGGUCGGCAUACGUGUCAUCCGCCAUUGUUGACUGAUUCGAAACAACAAAAAUAUUUUCCCUCAAAAUGAUUGGAGGAUCCUACAAGCCACACUGGUCAAAACUCUCAAGCUUCAGAAGCCUCUCGUUCAAGUAAUCAAUGACGUUCAGAUUCAGAUGGAUUCUACACCUGCUUUGCAUUUCCAUCGUCUUUCCCACCAGUCCUUGCGGCGGAUCCGACAUCAUAUUAGAGGGACAAUCGCUCUUAUCAGAUCAGACACUCAACUCCAUAGGAAAUAAGUUUAGUUUGGGAUUCUUCUCCCCCGACAAUUCCACCAGCAGAUACGUAGGAAUAUGGUACCGAAACAUACCGAUUCGCACAGUUGUCUGGGUCGCGAAUAGGAACAAUCCCAUUCCCAGCGCGCUUGCUAACAAUUCGCGAUUGGAUUUGGUUGGAGGCCGUCUAAACCUUUUCGAUGGCUCGUCCCAAGUUGUCUGGGCACUCAAAACUUCAAAUGCAAGUGAGGCUGUGCUUUUAGAUUCAGGGAAUUUUGUUUUGAGAAACGCUUCAGGACUGAUAUGGCAGAGCUUCGAUAACCCGACGGACACUUGGCUGCCUGGUGGGAGAGUGGGAUACAGUAAGAUCAGUGAUGAAGAAGCCCGACUUGUUUCCUGGCAGAAUCCGUCCGACCCCUCGCCGGGCCUUUACUCUCUAGGAAUGGAUCGAAACUCCGGCGGCGGCGCUGAAAUCUUUAUGCUGAAGAACCGGUCGCAGGUAUGGCGGAGUGGCGUUUUGCAAGACGGGCAGUUUCCUUCUGUUCCCCUCCCAGGCCCAUACAAUUUUACCUUUGUCUCGACGGAUAAUUCGGCGUUUUUUAUGUAUAAUCUUCUGAAUGAUUCGAUCAUUUCUAGAUUACAAUUAAUUACUGAAGGACUGUUCAGGCUUCUGGUAUGGAGUUCUUCUUCUAAUUCUUGGAUACUAUUCGUUAACUCACCUCGAGACUUUUGCGAGCAGUAUAACAGAUGCGGGGCGAAUGCAUUUUGUGAUAUAAACCGUACUCCAGUGUGUCAAUGUUUGCCUGGAUUUGUGCCAAGAAACAAUCAAGAAUGGGUGUCAAUGGACAAUUCCAAUGGUUGCGUUCGAAAAGUUGAAUUGCCAUGUACUGAGAGUGAUGCAGGGUAUGAGAAAGUAACGGGUUUAAGGUUGCCUGCAAAUCCUUCAUUCUUGGCAGUCGGGAUGUCCAACAUUUGCCGGUUUGCGUGUUCGGUGAAUUGUUCUUGCAAUGCCUAUGCUUACAGCAGCAAGGGAGGCUGUUUAUUGUAUGCAUCAGAUAUGUUGGAUUUGCAGCGGCCGGCGAAAUUUGGCUCUGCAGUUAAUGAUCUAUUUGUCAAAAUGAACGUUACCAACUUAUAUUCGACUGUUAAGGGAAAGAAGAAUGUACGUCCUCUUGCUAUAGCCCUCCCCAUUGCUGCUGCAUUGAUGCUUUUAUGUUCUUGCUCAUUUUAUUUGUGGAGGAAGAAAAGAAGCAAAGGCCUCAAGCUUGAGAGUUCUCAUCAGAAUCUAUUACUGCUUGAGUUGAGUGCAAAUAGCUCAUCAGAUAAACCGCGUGCUUCUGCCAGAAAUGGCCGUCGAGAAGUGGAAAGUAGUGCAUAUGAGUUGCCUAUUUUCAGUUUUUCGAGCAUAGUUUCCGCGACAAAAAAUUUUUCUGUCUCCAACAAGCUGGGAGAAGGUGGUUUUGGACCUGUUUACAAGGGAGAAUUGCUCAACCAACAAUUUGUAGCAGUGAAAAGGCUUUCAAGAAGAUCCGGGCAAGGACUGGAGGAGUUCAGGAACGAGACCGAGCUGUUUGCGAAGCUGCAGCAUAGGAAUCUUGUUGGGAUCUUAGGAUGCUGUGUUGAACAAGAUGAGAAAAUUUUAGUAUACGAAUAUAUGCCCAACAAAAGCCUGGACUUCUUCCUAUUCGGGGAAAACGAUGAAUUAUUGGAUUGGGGAACUCGUGUUCGGAUCAUCCAAGGCAUUGCUCAGGGGCUGCUAUAUUUACACCAGUAUUCUCGAUUUAGGAUAGUUCACAGAGACCUUAAAGCCAGCAACAUUCUGCUCGAUGGCGACAUGAAUCCUAAGAUAUCUGAUUUUGGGAUGGCGAGGAUUUUUGGUGGGGAUAAAUUGCAAGCGAAUACUAAUCGAAUUGUCGGUACAUAUGGUUAUAUGUCUCCCGAAUACGCGAUGGAGGGACUUUUCUCCAUCAAGUCGGAUGUGUUCGCCUUUGGAGUUUUGCUGCUCGAGAUCGUGAGUGGAAGGAAGAACACCGGGUUUUAUGGUUCGGACUGCCUUAAUCUUCUUGGACAUGUGUGGAAUCUGUGGAUAAACGACAGAGUGAUGGAGCUUGUUGAUCCAAGAAUGGAAAUUCCAUCGUCGUCUCCCGUGAGAUACAUUCAUGUAGGUCUACUGUGUGUUCAAGAAAGUCCUUUGCAUAGGCCAACAAUGGUGGAUGUCGUCGCCAUGCUGAACGGUGACCCGGCUUCAUUUGCGACGCCGCGGCACCCGGCGUUCACCGUCGGACGAAGUCAAGUUAGCUCGAGCUCAGGACAAGAAAACAUGUCUGUAAAUGGUUUGACAGUGUCUUUCAUGGAAGCCCGGUGAGACAAAACAUGUUAUUUUAGAUGCUCGUUUCUUUCUAUUGCAAAAAUUGAGAAAAAACACAGAAAAAAAAAACGAGCAAGACACAAAAAAAAAGCCUUUUCUUGAUCCAUCUCGAUAAUGGAGGAAGAUCAAAUCCAAAGGAAAAGUAUUUGUUAAGAAAAUAAAUUUAAUUAGUUCAAAA
Andrographis paniculata is the source of this 2833-nucleotide messenger RNA. RefSeq names its product receptor-like serine/threonine-protein kinase SD1-8. The coding region runs from base 172 to 2652 and encodes 826 amino acids. The record is from RefSeq and is a predicted model, not a curated record. Gene Ontology annotation, biological process: protein phosphorylation; recognition of pollen. The transcript is spliced from 8 exons. Gene Ontology annotation, molecular function: ATP binding; protein serine/threonine kinase activity. NCBI's taxonomy places the organism in Eukaryota, Viridiplantae, Streptophyta, Magnoliopsida, Lamiales, Acanthaceae.